Messenger RNA from Chaetomium fimeti, 1541 nucleotides. RefSeq names its product glycoside hydrolase. Gene Ontology annotation, biological process: carbohydrate metabolic process. The transcript is spliced from 7 exons. NCBI's taxonomy places the organism in Eukaryota, Fungi, Ascomycota, Sordariomycetes, Sordariales, Chaetomiaceae. The coding region runs from base 255 to 1541 and encodes 428 amino acids. The record is from RefSeq and is a predicted model, not a curated record. Gene Ontology annotation, molecular function: hydrolase activity, hydrolyzing O-glycosyl compounds.
UCUUAGCCUCGACCUUUAUGAGCGAAUAUGCCCCGGGUGAUAGGCCCAUCCGGCCGAAAGCCAUAUCCUGCCGCAGAGGCAAGUCAUAUACUUCGGAAAACAACCCAAACGGGAGUUGCGAUGGUUACCUUUGACUGGGUGGUCAAAAGCUAGAAAAGGCGUUGGUUCCUCUCCCCUAGCCAAGGCAAGCUACCGACACCAUCUUCGCAUUCCUCCAGCUUCGGGACACCAUCGCCUUCUAGCCUCCGUUGAAGAUGCUCUCCAAAAUCCUUGCGCUCGCCGCCCUCCUGGGCCCGGCUGCGGCCCAGGUGGUGGGCAAGGAGACGACCGAGACGCAUCCCAAGAUGACUUGGCAGAAGUGCAGCGCCAGCGGCUCCUGCUCCAGCGUGAGCGGCGAGGUGACCAUCGACUCCAACUGGCGCUGGGUCCAUGACAAGGACGGCUACACCAACUGCUACAGCGGCAACGAGUGGAACUCGACCAUCUGCAACGACGACAAGACCUGCGCGUCCAACUGCGCCGUGGAUGGCGCCAACUACUCCGGCACGUACGGAGCUUCGACCAGCGGCAAUGCCUUGACCCUCAAGUUUAUCACUGAGGGCGAGUACUCCACCAACAUCGGCUCACGCUUGUACCUGAUGGCCGGGGCGGACAAGUACCAGAUGUUCACCCUACUCGGCAACGAGUUCACCUUCGACGUCGACACCUCCAAGCUCGGCUGCGGCCUCAACGGUGCCCUGUACUUUGUUUCUAUGGACGAGGAUGCCAGAUAUGGCACUGGCUACUGCGAUGCCCAGUGCCCUCGCGACCUCAAGUUCAUCAACGGCGAGGCCAAUGCUGUCGGUUGGAAGGAAUCAUCCAACGAUCAGAAUGCUGGUGUUGGCCAGUACGGCUCCUGCUGCACUGAGAUGGAUGUCUGGGAGGCCAACUCCAUCUCGACCGCUUAUACUCCUCACCCCUGCACCACGGUUGGCCAGCAUCGUUGCGAGGGAGAUGCGUGCGGCGGGACCUACUCCGCAACGAGGUACGCGGGUAUCAAAGACUUUUACGGCCCGGGCAUGACGGUCGACACGAACAAGAAGUUCACUGUGGUGACGCAAUUCAUCAAGGGCAGCAACGGCCAGUUGGCCGACAUCAAGCGCUUUUAUGUGCAGAACGGCAAGGUGAUCGAGAACCCCGAGAGCACCAUCGAGGGCAACUCGGGCAACAGCAUCACGGAGGAGUUCUGCAAGACGCAAAAGACGGCCUUCAACGACCAGGACACUUUCAACGACAAGGGCGGCAUGGCCCAGUUCAGCAAGGGCGUCGCCGCCCCCAUGGUGCUCGUCAUGUCGCUGUGGGACGACCACUACUCCAACAUGCUGUGGCUCGACUCGACCUACCCGACCGAUGCCAGCCCCGACGAGCCCGGUAAGGGUCGCGGUACUUGCGAUACGUCCUCCGGCGUGCCGAGCGACAUUGAGGAGAGCCAGGCGAGCAGCCAAGUGAUCUACUCGAACAUCAAGUUUGGUCCCAUCGGCUCGACCUUUAAGCAGCCGUAA